This is a messenger RNA of Solea solea (common sole), 791 nucleotides long. Its product is annotated as histone H3.v1-like. The record is from RefSeq and is a predicted model, not a curated record. NCBI's taxonomy places the organism in Eukaryota, Metazoa, Chordata, Actinopteri, Pleuronectiformes, Soleidae. The transcript is spliced from 2 exons. Bases 439 to 741 code for a protein of 100 amino acids.
CCACCACUCACUUCCUGUACCUGCUUUUAUUUUGAAGGUGACAUCCGGUGACAUCUCCGGGCUGCCUCUCUCUGGCUGACUUGACGCAGCUCUCCAUCUCCCCGGCGCGCCUGAACUCCAGCACCUGACACAGCAGAGCGCGUCCGGCAGCCGCGGGGACGCAGACGCGCCGGAGAUCACCAUCCGGUCCUAAUUAACUUCACUUUCGCAGUCUGUGAAAACUUCUGCGUGACAUCCCUCGUGUGUUUUUUUUUGUCCCUCUUUGUCAUCAUCCGGACUGAGUUUGGAUAUCUGCAGGGGGAGGCGGCAGCGGAGCAGCGGGGCUGCUGUCAGAUGGAGCACCAAGGCUGCGGGAGCUCCGGGCGCACGGCGGACCUGGAGUGAGUGACGCUGGUGGAUGGACGCUGCGCCCCGGUUCAGGCUGUUCACAGCACGGCCAUGACGAGCACCCGGGAGUCCGACCUGCAUGAGCAGCACAGAGGAGCGUCACGGGGGGACGGGAAUGAGAAGGAGGAGGAGGAGGAGGGGGAGGAGAAGGUGCGCGUGUCAGUUGAGGGAGAGCAGAAGGAGCAGGCGGUGGAUGAAGAGGAGGAGGAGGAAGAAGGGGACAAGGAGGAGCUGCCCUACCCCUCUCUAGCACCAGUGGUCCUUCUGGCUCUGACCCAAACCAGCCCACCCCGCUCCUGGUGCCUCCGAGCUGUCUGCCACCCAUAUCCUUCCCUGCCUGAAGCACGGCCAUGACAAGUGUUCACGAGUGUGAGUGUGUGAGUGUGUGAGUGUGUGUGAUAGAG